GCCUCCAUUCGCCCCACAGAGCCCGGAACGCCGAGAGUCCACAGCCGGGUGACCCAUUCUGCCCUACGCGAUCUGGGUCCGCCAGAGUCGGGGAAGGGUGGGAAACGGGUCCUUGAGCCGCUUGGAGGAUUGGAAGUUGCAACGGGAGCACUGGAAGGAGCAGCACUGGACCCUCAGAAGAGCCCAAAUGGCGCAGUGGGAGAUGUUACAGAACCUUGACAGCCCGUUCUUGGACCAGUUACACCAGAUCUACUCACAGAGUAUCCUGCCAAUGGAUGUCAGACAGCACUUGGCCGCCUGGAUUGAAGACCAGAACUGGAGUGAAGCUGUGCUAGGCAAUGACGAUUCCAAGGCCAACAUGCUGUAUUUCAACAUCCUGGACCAGCUGAACCAGUGGAACCACUACAGCUUAGACUCCGAUUACUUGUUACUGCAGCAUAACUUGCGGAAAUUCAACCGGGACAUUCAGACCUUUCCUAAUGGCCCUACCCAGUUGGCUGAGAUGAUCUUUAAUCUUCUUCUGGAAGAGAAAAGUAUUCUGAAUCAGGCCCAAAGAGCUCAAGAGGUGCAGCCCAGGCCAGUCCCCGAAGCAGCAGUGGAGAGCCAGCAUCUUGAGAUCGAAACUCGCAUCCUGGAUUUACAGACUGUGGUUGAGAUGUUGGUGAGAUCCAUCAGGCAGCUGAAGGACGAGCAGGAUGUCUUCACCUUCAGAUACACCAUUCUCAACCAGAAGAAGACAUCGUCUUUGGAUCCCCAUCAGAGCCAACAGGAGCAGCUUGUGCAGGCGACAAUCAACAAAGUGGACAGAAUGAGAAAGGAGGUACUGGACGUCUCCAAAGGACUGAUUGGCCGAUUAACCACCCUGGUCGACCUCCUGCUGCCCAAAGUGGACGAGUGGAAGGUGCAGCAGCAGAAGUCCUGCAUUGGAGCCCCGCCACCCGAGCUGCAGCUGGAACAGCUGGAACAGUGGUUGACGGCUGGAGCGAAGUUCUUGUUCCACCUUCGUCAGCUCCUGCAGCAGCUGAAGGAACUCAGUCACGAGCUUCGGUAUGAAGGUUACAUGUUUGGCCAAGGGGUGGAUCUGCAGAAUGCACAAGUCAUGGAGUUACUUCAGCGUCUGCUCCAAAGGUCCUUCGUAGUGGAGACCCAGCCCUGCAUGACCCAGACUCUCCAUCGACCCCUCAUCCUGAAGACCGGGAGCAAGUUCACAGUCCGGACAAGACUGCUGGUGAGACUCCAGGAAGGCAACAAAUCACUCAGAGCAGAAGUCUCCGUUGACAGGAAUUCAGACUUACCAGGCUUCCGGAAGUUCAACAUUCUGACCUCAAACCAAAAAACCUUGACUCCUGAGGAGGGCCAGAGACAAGGCUUAAUUUGGGACUUCGGCUUCUUGACGCUGGUGGAGCAACGCUCUGUGGGUGCAGGAAAGGGCAACAACAAGCAGGGGCCGCUGGCCGUGACCGAGGAGUUACACAUCAUCAGCUUCAUGGUGGAGUACGUGUACCAGGGUCUGACGAUGAAGCUGCAGACCGACACGCUCCCCGUGGUGAUUAUUUCUAACAUGAGCCAACUCUCCAUUGCCUGGGCAUCCAUUCUCUGGUUCAACAUGCUCAGCUCAAAUCCCAUGAACCAGCAGUUCUUCUGCCAAGCCCCGAAAGCCCCCUGGAGUUUGCUGGGGCCUGUGCUCAGCUGGCAGUUCUCCUCUUACGUCGGCCGAGGCCUGGAUUCUAAGCAGCUGGGCAUGCUGAGGAACAAGCUGUUGGGAAAGAACUGCAAGGAUGCACUGCUGUCCUGGGGAGACUUCAGCAAGCGAGAGAGCCCCCCUGGCAAGAUCCCUUUCUGGACCUGGCUGGACAAAAUUCUGGAGCUGGUACAUGACCACCUGAAGGAUCUCUGGAAAGAUGGGCGCAUCAUGGGCUUUGUGAGCCGCAGCCAGGAACACCGACUGCUGAAGAAGAUGAUGUCUGGCACCUUCCUGCUGCGCUUCAGUGAAACGUCUGAAGGGGGCAUUACUUGCUCUUGGGUGGAGCACCAGGAUGACGAUAAAGCCCACGUCCGCUCCGUGCAGCCUUUCACCAAGGAAGUGCUGCAGUCACUCCCUCUGACGGAAAUCAUCCGCCACUACCAGGUUCUUGCCGAAGAGAACAUCCCUGAGAACCCACUCCGCUUCCUCUAUCCCAGAAUCCCUCGGGACGAAGCUUUUGGGUGCUACUACCAGGAAAAAGUUAAUUUUGAAGAACAGAGGAAAUAUUUGAAACAUAGACUCAUUGUGAUCUCUAACAGACAGGACGAGCUGCAGCAGCCUCCAGAGCUCAAACAGGAUCCAGAGUUGUUAGAGCUGGAUGCAGAGCUCAUGUCGGCGAUGGAGUUAGCACAAGACCUGGAGCUGGGCUCGAUGCUGCAGACAGGGCUGGACCUGGGCACAGAGCUGAAGCUAGAGCCCACACUGAAUGCAGCCCCACAAAUCAUGCUGGAGCCAGACCCAACACAUGCACUGCUGCAGUUGCCAGAGCCAGAUCUGCCUCAGGACCUGCAGCAGCUGAACAUGGCUGAUAUGGCAAUCUUCAGAAAUAACAUAAAUAUUGAAGACAUCAUGCCCAACGGUGACCCGCUCUUGGCUGGCCAGAGCACCAUAGAGGAGUCUUACAUGUCCUGCCCCAGCCAUUUUGACGUGGAUGGACCCUUGAUAACUUCUGAGGACUAGGAGCUACGUUUCCGUUUUGUCCCUCCUAGCUCCCACAUCAGGAAGUUGCUUCCAAAAAUGAGAAAUGAGGUCUGCUAAGCUGGGUUAGCCACGAACUUUGGAGUAAGAGGUAAAAGCCUAACAUGGUUUCAAAGGCGCACCAAAGAGUCAGAGUAGACCCUGGCCAUGGUCUCUCUAGGAUCCCGAGGCUGCGUGCCACGCUGGAAGACGCAGGAGUCUUGGGGGCCGGUCAGGACAUUUGGGAGGUCCUUAGCGGGUCUGAGGCAGUGGUGUCUUUCCAGGUUGGAACGACUUUAAUGUUUUGAUAAUUGGCUAAGUUGGUGGGAAGCAACAUGGGGUCUUUGUGGGGAGCUCAGACAUGGAUGGAAUUUUGUCCUUCCUCCUCCAUUGCUACGAUGGGUCCUGUGGAACCCAGACCCUUGCCAGGCAACCACGGUGACACUGAGCACAGCCGAGUCCUUCAGUUCUCUCUUCCAGUUACCUCAGAGACCUGCCUGAGGUAACCUACCUUUGCUCCCGACUCCAGUUCUAAAUUUCCUUCUCUUCCUGUAGAGGCUGAGAGCUGUCUGCUUCAGCCCACCAUGUGAAACAGAAGAACUGCUAGCUGGGCCCUUGCCGUGCUCAAUCCCCGCCCCACCCCCAAUGUAAUCCUGACACUCUAAUGAAGAUGUGAAGCUUUGCUGCUUUAGGCCAUCUCUGCCUCCCCCAGCACUUGAGAGGGAACACCCCUGGAGGUUCGAGUGGUUUCUGAGCACUUGGGAAUUACUCCUUAUAGUAUUCAGUAGAGCUCAGAGUUUGAAGAGAACUUAGCUAUUUAAUAAGAGGGCAUCGCUUUUUUUUGGUACAGUGUUUUGUUAACAUGAAAGAAAAAAAAUAACUUUUUUUUCUAUCCCUCAGGGGUGACCUGGGCAAGGACCAGGUUCCUUAGUGUCAGAGCCUUGAAGGUUUAUGAGACAUUUUUAUGUCUUAGCCAUUAUCAGGGAGCCCAGGGGGCAGUUGCCGCCGCUUUAAGGUGUGCUUGUGGUACAACUUGUGGCAAAUGAAUGUGAGGACUUGUGCUAUAACUGUUUUCUUAUCUGCUGCAUCAGAACAGUUCAGGAAGGGGUUAGUAAUAACUCGGGGGGGGGGGGGGCAGUGCCACGCCCAGCAGGAGCCAACCAAGAACCGAGGAGGAAGAUGCACACAGGAGCAGAAGCUCAAGGAGCCAAAACCAAAAGUGGUGAGAAAAAGGGACCCAGCCAAUGGUGAAAUUAAGAAAUCCAGCAAAGGGGGCUGGAAAGAUGGCUCAAUGGGUAAGAGCACUGACUGUUCUUCCAAAGGUUAUGAGUUCAAAUCCCAGCAUCCACAUGGUGGCUCACAACCAUCUCUUUAUGGAUAUAAAGAGAUCUAAUGCCCUCUUCUGGUGUCUGAAGACAGCUAAUAAAUCUUUAAAAAAAAAGAAAGAAAGAAAGAAAGAAAGCAAUCCAGCAAAGGGCUGGAGAGACGGCUCAGUGGUCAAGAGCACCAACUGCUCUUCCAGAGGUCCUGAGUUCAAAUCCCAGCAACCGCAGGGUGGCUCACGACCAUCUGUGAUGGGAUCCAAUGUCCUCUUCUGGUGUGUCUGAAGACAGCAAUGAUGUACUCAUACAAACAAGGGCACAGUGCAUUGCGGGACCACGAGAAUGGUACUGUGUCUUUCUGCUCCUUUGGAAGUCCCCUGGGCUCUCUGCUGGGCCGUCUCCCACUGCCCACGGCUCUCACCGCCCACGCCCACGCUCCAAAUAGUUAGAGUGAACUGUUGUUCUGGAGUCCUUCGUACAACGUAAUAAAUUUUUGUUAAAACAACAACAAAAA
This is a messenger RNA of Apodemus sylvaticus (European woodmouse), 4537 nucleotides long. RefSeq names its product signal transducer and activator of transcription 2 (gene Stat2). NCBI's taxonomy places the organism in Eukaryota, Metazoa, Chordata, Mammalia, Rodentia, Muridae. The transcript has 24 exons. Gene Ontology annotation, biological process: type I interferon-mediated signaling pathway; cell surface receptor signaling pathway via JAK-STAT; regulation of transcription by RNA polymerase II. The record is from RefSeq and is a predicted model, not a curated record. Gene Ontology annotation, molecular function: DNA-binding transcription factor activity, RNA polymerase II-specific; RNA polymerase II cis-regulatory region sequence-specific DNA binding. The coding region runs from base 188 to 2704 and encodes 838 amino acids.